AUGACUGAGAAGAAAGAAAUUGAAAAUUCAAGAGUAAAGGUCUUUCCUUGUAAACCGGACAUUGACCCGGAAGGCAGUUCAAAGGCUAUAGUGAUCAAGCACAUUCCCUUUGGAUUCUUCGAGAAGGAAUUGUUGGAAUAUUUUUUACAGUUUGGUGCAGUCCGACGAGUUCGAGUUCCAAGGAGCAAAAAGACCGGAAAUCACAAAGGAUGGGCUUUUGUACUUUUCACUGAUUCUGAGGUAGCACAGUUAGCAGCUGAAGCUAUGGAUGGUUAUUUAAUGUUCGAAAAGCGAUUGGAAUGCAAAAUAAUAAAAAACAAAAAUUUCCCGCCAUGUUUAUGUAAAGGACCACGAAUAAUUCCGCCACGAUUGAAAUAUGGUGGUAGAAAGCGUCAUGCGAAUAAAUUAAAUAGGAUACAAAGUGGAUGGUGUGAAGAAGCAGCGGAAAAACGACUGCUGAAGAAGAUAAAGAUCAGAGGAAACAAAUUUACUGAACUCGGUUAUCAAAUGCCACCCAUUGUUGGACUGUCGGAAACGAAGCAAAUUACAGCAGUGAAGAGUGAAACAAGUCCAAUGAAAGCUAAAGAAGUGAAAUCAGGUGACACGGGAAGUCAAGUGCUGGGCAAUCAGAUGAUGAAGAAAGUCAGGUCCAAGAAAGUGAUGAAAGCUCUUGUAUCAAGAAAGACUACAGCUGAUAUGGCAAAAAGUCAACGAAAGCGACGAAAAGUAAAAUAA
Messenger RNA from Cercopithifilaria johnstoni, 735 nucleotides. The record is from the annotation of a GenBank genome assembly. Lineage: Eukaryota; Metazoa; Nematoda; Chromadorea; Rhabditida; Onchocercidae.